Prorocentrum cordatum is the source of this 2154-nucleotide messenger RNA. NCBI's taxonomy places the organism in Eukaryota, Dinophyceae, Prorocentrales, Prorocentraceae. The record is from the annotation of a GenBank genome assembly.
GCCGCCCUGGAGUGGUGGCGGCUGGCGGCGGCGACGCUGGGGAUCGUCGCGCUGCUGGCGGUGGUGCUCCUGGCGCUCCUCGGCCUCUGCUGCGCUGGGGCGCACUGCUGGCGCUGCCGGCGCGGGGCGGCCGGGCCGCCCGAGGGAGGUUCGUCGCUGAUGGCCUGCGGGCUGAACGUGGGCGAGCCGCAGGUGCUGGCGGCCAUCGAGGGCUACCCGGAGACCUGGCAACACCGGCUCCUGUUGCGGCGCAUCAAGGAGUCGCGAUGGGUCGCCCUCGGCCCCGAUGGCGGGCUCGAGGUCAUAGACCUCGGCGGGUUCGAGCUGCCCCCCUUGGCGCGAGGCGCCGCGGUGCCGGAGCGGGUCGCGGGAGACUGCGCGAUGAUCUCGGCGCUCUCCGACGGCGAGCUGCUGGGGCACCGCGUGGCGGCGACGCGGCUGGCCGUCAUCAUGGGCGCGGAGGGCGCCCCAGGGGCACCUGCGGCUGGCAGCGGGGUGUGCUGGCGGACCGCGGACACCAAAGCGCUCGAGUUCGGGCAGGAGGUGCCGUCGGACGAGGUGGCGAGCACAGGCGUCGUCAACUGGGGCGAGCCGCGGCGGUGGCUGUUCGCGGAGCUGGCACCCAGUGCCGAGUGCGCCAGCUGGGAGCGCGACAAGCCGAGUGGAGCUGGGCGGGGCCGCCGCGUCCUUCCAGCGCGCGGCGGCGACUUCGGGUCGGGGCUCGCGUCGCUCUCGCAGGCCGCCGACCACUUCCGGCCGACGGACUUGGCGAAGAUCGUCGACUGGCCCCACUCGGGGCCGCGCGCGGUGAUCGAGCUCGUCCGCGGGGUGGUGGCGCUCGGGCUCACGCCGUUCACCUACCACGCGCGCUGGGUGCGCCAGGUGCCGGCGCUGGCCUUGGGUUGCGAUUGCCUGGGCGCCAGCGACCUGGCGAGCCUCGAGCUGCUCGCGCGGCGCGCUGCGCAGAUCGAGCGCGCGGUGCGCGUGAACCCGAAGGCGCCGUCCUUCCAGGGGUUGGCCAAGAUGACGGAGCACGCCCUGGACGAGGGAGGCGGGCUGGCGACGCGCGAGUGCACGGCGCGCAUGGCGACGCUCGCGGAGCAGGAGGCCCGGAUCCUCAAGCAGAACAGGCUUCUGCGCGAGGAGCUGGCGGCGAAGGCCAAGGACAAGGAGGGCCCGAGGAACGGCGACAAGUGCCCGGACCUCCUCGUCUCGGACGCUGCCGUGGCGCUGUCUGCCCUGCGGGAGGCGGUCGAGCGGCUGCGCGUCUCCUCCGGCCCGCUGCUGGCCGACUUGAGCGUGCUUUCAGGCAAGGACGCUCUCGCGGACUUGCUUCGCUCCGACGACCUCUACGCCGUGGCGGCUGGCGCCGCGCUGGGGUCUUAUGACAUCGACAAGCUGAGGGUGUCGAAAGGCGACUUGGUCCCAAAGGACGUGGCGUCUGUCACUUCUCCGGCGGCCGCGAAGCUGAUCGGCGCCCCGCAUUUGCACAUCCUGAAGUCGGACGCCGAGCUCUGCGCUGACGUGGACUCGGGGGCGCAUCGCGGGCAGCCGUACUGGGGCCCGAUCCUCAGGGGCAGCCCCGUGAAGAAGCUGGAGUUCUUGCGGGCGCUGUCCGCGGCGGGGUUGCUUACCUGGCGGCGGCGGGUUCGGUGCCGGGUCGGGUGCUUCUUCGUCGAGAAGAAGGACUCCAUGCUCCGGCGUGUGAUCGACGCGAGGUGCGCCAACCGCAUGUGCCGCGCCCCGCCGCUCAGCCAGCUGGCGAUGCCGGGGGCCCUGGCAAGGCUCUCAGCCAGCGACGAGUCCUUCCGCAUGGUCCAGGAGAGGCUCGGGCGCGCGGCGCAGGCGGAGCUCGACUCGCCUGGCGACGACGAGCUGGUGGGCUUCUCGAUCGACCUGACCGACGUUUUCUACCAGUUCAAGUGCCAGGCGCUGGCGUCCAUGUUCGGCCUAGGCUACACCGGUACGGCCUCGAGCAUCGCCGACGAGUUCGGGAUCGCGCUCGACGACGUGUUCGACGACGACUUGCAGGCCGUCGACCCCGCCCACCCGUCCGAGGUCCUCGAGGCCUGCUUCCCCGGGAUGGCCAUGGGCUGGUCGUGGGCGCUCUGCUUCUGCAACGAGGCCAUCUCGGAGUGCAUGCGCGAGGCGUGA